AUGUCCUUCGUGUAUUUUGAUGAUGGCUAUGUCUCUGGAGCGGCAUUGCAAGCCCAGCGGCGCUUCUUCUACCUGGGGGAUGCGCGGCCGGGGCCUCGGCCGACGGGUUGCCCGGUGUAUUUGUUCGCAGGAAUUUGGGAGGAACGUGACGCACUGAAGGAGGAGGAGGCGGCAAUUUGCUCUGGACGGAGGCUGUUCUGGCAGGUGCCCAGCAAGCAAGACUGGUCGAUGCAGGUUGCCUACUCGGCUCGGGCGGUCCCGCCACACCAGCAUGUGCCCGCCUUGGAGCGCUUUGACGAGCGAGUGCGCCACGCUUUCGUCAAUUGCACUGGGGUGCCGCUGUACGAGGGGGCUUGGCAUGCCCAUGCAGCUUACGUGGCGUCGCUGCUCGGGGCCAGGGGCCUGGCUGGCCGCGUUGAUGCGGCUUGGGAGGCCGAGGGACUGCCCGCUCUGGCAACUUUGCAACGAGCCUUGGAGGAGCUCAAUGCCAACCUCUUGCCGGCGGCCAGGCUGCCGUGGCCAUGCGAGGAGCGCCCUCGCCAGCAAGCUCUGUCGCGCAAGCUGGAUCGCGCGUGCCUUGAUGCUGAGCUUGCCACCGCGGAUGCGGCUACCAAAGCCCACCUUCGCCUGGUGGCCUCCGAUGGUGCGGGCGCGUGGCUCCACGCUUUGCCCACCACUGACCCGGCUACGCGCUUCGGCCCGGAGCUCUUCCGCAUUGCGCUCCGGCGCCGCUUGCGCGUUCCUGUCCAGGAGCAAGACACCCCUUGCGUUGCGUGCGGCAGGGCUAUGGAUGCUUGGGGUGACCAUGCUCUGGUCUGCAGCUGCCGUGGCGACCGGACUUUGCGCCACAAUGCUCUGCGGGACCUGGUGUGCUGGAUUGCCAAGCGAGCCGGAUGCCAGCCGGAAAAGGAGAAGGCGGGCCUCCUACCCGGCCGUCCGGACCAUGACCGGCUGUUCGAGGAUGCCACCAUUGGGCGCCGGCGUCCUGCGGACAUCUACCUGCCCCGUGGGCGCGAAGGGCAGCCUGUGUGCUGGGACUUCGCCGUCACGUCUGGGCUGCAGGCCCAGGAUUUGCACGGGUCCGCAGCUGGUGCCGAGUCCGUGGCUGCGCGGUACGAGCAGCGGAAGCGGGCGCACCUGGGCACCGAGGACCUUUGCAGAUCCGGCGGCUUGCAGUACGUGCCGGUGGUGCUCGAGGCGCACGGUGGUUCCUGGGGGCCGGCUGCCAAGAAGGCUUUUGCCUGGCUCAGUCAGGCUUGGGGGGCCGCGGAAGGCUUGUCGGGCGGGCAGGCGGCGGAACAACUAGCGCAGCGCAUCUCUUUGUCCCUUCACCGGGAGAACGCGUGCGCGGUUGUCCGUCGCCUGGUGCUGCCUGAGCCUGGCCAUGCUGAUAGCGGUCCGCUCUGGCCGCCGUUUGCUGCUGACGAUGCGAUGCCCAAAGCUGGCUACUGUUUGCUGCUUCUUCCCCUGCCGGUGGUGCUCCUAGUCUUCCGCGUCUGGGCGCUGCAGCGCCUCACCCGGCGCCUGGACACGGCGCUGCAGCGCCUCAGCUCCCAGCUGCAGGCCCUGCGAGAGUGCAGAAUGCUGGAGCUCAGCCCAGGUGCGGGUGCGCCGCUGCCGCCGCCUGUGGCUCAGGACAUCCUGACCCCUCCCGGCUUGCUGAAGGGCCCUGACUCCAUCCUGGGCGACAUCUACGAUGGCUUCGGCAGCUACCCGCUGGAGCUCGAGGCGCGGCGCCGCUUCGGCGCCAGCGACUGGGGCAUGCGGGUGCCACAGCUGCCGACGCAGGAGCUGGACGAGCACCGGCGCCGCUUCGGCGACAGCUUUCGGCGACAGACGCGGUACCAUGACUUAGGCGGGUUGGAGCGGGAGGUGGUCUUAGGAACGAUGCAAAAGCUCGUGUCGGAAUCGCCAGGUCUUGACUGGUACGACUACGACAGCCUUGGGCUGAGCAAGCUCAUAUCCCGGGGAUGA
Messenger RNA from Effrenium voratum, 1974 nucleotides. Lineage: Eukaryota; Dinophyceae; Suessiales; Symbiodiniaceae. The record is from the annotation of a GenBank genome assembly.